Haliotis rubra (blacklip abalone) is the source of this 1993-nucleotide messenger RNA. Its product is annotated as Krueppel-like factor 6. Lineage: Eukaryota; Metazoa; Mollusca; Gastropoda; Lepetellida; Haliotidae. Gene Ontology annotation, biological process: regulation of transcription by RNA polymerase II. The transcript is spliced from 3 exons. The record is from RefSeq and is a predicted model, not a curated record. The coding region runs from base 158 to 1144 and encodes 328 amino acids. Gene Ontology annotation, molecular function: RNA polymerase II cis-regulatory region sequence-specific DNA binding; DNA-binding transcription factor activity, RNA polymerase II-specific.
GUUCACACAACCGUGUAUGCAAUGGCGAGUGUUUAACGAUAGUGUGUGUAGUCUGUAGAUCUGUAUUGACAGCGGGUUGUGUUGGUCCUGCAAGCUUCAUGUCUGACGCGAGGUGACGAAACUUGCCGGUUGCUACUGUUUCAGCCAUAGGGCAAAAAUGGAUGUAUUACCAAGUGGGAAUAUUUUCCGGGAGCUACAAGUCGUCCACGAUACGGGUUAUUUUAGCUCUCAACCAUCACUUGAAGACACUUGGCAACAGAACUGCCUUGAAAUGGAACGCUACCUCAAAGAUGAACCAAAGCUCACGUCUUUCAAGAAACUAAAUUCCGAGGAUGCCUCAUCAGGAGGGAUGUCGAUGAAGCGUCGGGCUGAGGCCUGUGAAGCUUCAGAAGCAGAGGGGGAAGCAGAUUACCCUGAGUCCGAUGAUGUAGACAACAUUCCUGAUGAUGAAGAUGAUGAUGAUGUGUGCGAUAGUGGUGAUGAAGUUGAAGCUGAUGACAAACUGAAUGAAUUUGCACAGCUCAAUUUGAAUGAUCGGGCAUCGGAUACCCUCAGUAUAAACAGCUUCAGUUCAGCAUCUAGUGGUGUGUCAUGGGAUAGUAACAUAAGUGAUCCUCCUCUGUCGCCAAUACGAACAAAAUCUAAUGACCCUUUUGCUUUGAAAUUAGUUGCACAGAGGCCUGGCAGGACCGAAACAGUUGCACUGCGCCCAAUUUCAGCCGAGUUGGUUCAUAGACAUCAAAAAAUUAUUGUGGCAGCUGGGUCAUCACAUAAACGGCCACAAACUGCCCACCAUCAUGGUCAGACUCAACAGUGUGUGUCCCACCCUCCUUCUGGAACCCGUAUAGAAGUUAGUCUCGACACCAGGAAGAGGGUUCACCACUGUCCGUACACAGGCUGUAAAAAGGUCUACACCAAAAGUUCACAUCUGAAGGCUCAUCUACGAACUCAUACAGGUGAGAAACCCUACAAAUGUACAUGGGAAGGUUGUGAAUGGCGAUUUGCCCGAAGUGAUGAACUUACACGCCACUACCGCAAACAUACUGGGGCAAAACCCUUCCAAUGUAGGUUUUGUGAGAGAUGUUUCUCCCGAUCGGAUCAUCUGGCACUACACAUGAAACGUCAUGCAACCAUGGAUCUUUGACCCCACCGUUCAAGUGCUCACCCAUUUACCAUCGCCAUUUGACCAUGACCUGCAACUCUGUGAUAAGAACAAACAAGCACACGUGAUACAAAACAUGAAUCUAAAAUCAUGCAUGUGUCAUUUAAUAAAAGGAAGAAUCUCCUCAUUUGAAUGAAUGGUCACAUGACAGAAUAAUGUUUGAACAAAACAUGACCAAUGGUCCUUUGGGCUGUUCUGAAAGCACAUUGAAAAUAGACCGUGACUGGCCAGUGAUGGACUCGCAGUAGUGCCAAGAAGACUGAGUUGUUCAUUUUCAUGUUAGCGCACUAAUCAGAAACGACAGAGUGAGACUCAGGAAUUGUUACUCCAGGAGAACUUGUUAAACGUUGUGCAUUACCCACUCCAUGAAAACAUGGUUACAUCUAGAUCUGGAACAGAGUGUGAGAGAAAGGAUUGUCUGAAUAUUGGCUUCAGUCAUUGUGACCUUUGUAAGGUCAUGACAUUGACCUUAUGAUAUUAUAUUCAUACCCCUUCACUGUGAUAUCAUAACAUAUCUUGCCUAGUGCUUGAAUAGAACAUAGCGACAUGGAAAUCUCGUCAACAAAAUAAUUCUAGGGAAAGAUUGCUGUCCAACAUGUCUGUGUCCUUCUUGUUUUCGAAUGUUUCAAGAAAAGAAGGGUGUAGUGUGUUUUUUGAUAUGACCCGACAUUUUCCUUACCGUAUUUCCUCGAAUGGAACACUGGCAUGUAGUUGCAAAGAUAAUGUGCAUAAACACUUCUCCAUAUUUAAUCAAGGAAAUAUUAUCUGUCACACAUACAGAGGUUCGAGGGAAGACGCUUAGGAAUUCAUCUUAAUGAACAGUAUGCAAAA